Labrus bergylta (ballan wrasse) is the source of this 3081-nucleotide messenger RNA. RefSeq names its product Kv channel interacting protein 1 b (gene kcnip1b). Gene Ontology annotation, cellular component: voltage-gated potassium channel complex. Gene Ontology annotation, molecular function: calcium ion binding; potassium channel regulator activity; transmembrane transporter binding. The record is from RefSeq and is a predicted model, not a curated record. Gene Ontology annotation, biological process: regulation of potassium ion transmembrane transport. Lineage: Eukaryota; Metazoa; Chordata; Actinopteri; Labriformes; Labridae.
GUACAGAUCUGCUGAGAGUACCAGAGCAGAGCUCCUCCACAGACCACAGCCGCAGGGGCUCCCACUGCAGCUCAGAGGAAAAACCUCACAUAGAAAUAUAUCCGGGAAGGGAGAAAGUACUACAGCUGCUACCUCACAGGACCACAGGGUAUAUAAACCAGGACACAGAAGAGGGAUCAAAUAAAGAGAGGAGGUGAGAAGAGCUGGAGGAGAUCCUCUGGCUGUUGUUUUUUUUUGGGGACGCUCAGAAGUUCCAGGGCACACAGCUACUCACUUCAAUAAUUUAUCUUCUGCCUGAUUUUUUGGUCAGUUGAAAUCAAGUUUGCUUUUCAAAAAGUUUUGAAUUUUUUGUUUUACAAUUCAACAUUUCUACCCCUCUGGCUUUUUUGGCAAGUGCAGUCUUGACAGCUGCCUCGAAACCUCACCACAGACUGUUUGUGUUUGUUCAUUUUGUGCACUUUCUGACUGAGUAAGUGAAAUGUAUCUGGUUGAGUCAGGCACAACUCUGUGGAAUGGUUUUUGUUUUUAAGCCAAACAAAAAGCUAAAUUAUUCUCCAUCAAGGAUCCCCUCCAAAGAUCUGAAGAUGUCCCCUCGAAGAAACAACUGAGGCUGUUUCUCUUGUUUCCCAACUCAAUUAGAAAGUAUUUCCAGGGAGGACACUGUGGAGACUCUUGCAAAAACUUUUCUUUUUCUUUGGAAAUAUUUUGGAGGAAACAGCUUUUUUUUGGUGAAGCCCUGCCUCUACCUCAGGAUGGCUGGCUGUACCAGCCGCUGCAGGCAGGGGGUGCUCAAACUUAUCCAGUCCCUGCAGAGAUUGGUCUCAGGAACCCUCACAAAAGAUAAUAUAGACGAUGAGCUGGAGAUGACGACAGUGUGUCACAGGCCAGAGGGUCUUGAACAGUUAGAAGCCCAAACCAACUUCUCCAAACAGGAGCUGCAGAUCCUGUACCGGGGCUUCAAAAAUGAAUGUCCAAGUGGUGUUGUGAAUGAGGAGACAUUCAAACACAUUUACGCACAGUUCUUUCCUCAUGGAGAUGCAAGCAUGUACGCACAUUACCUCUUCAAUGCAUUUGACACUACAAACAAUGGCUCCAUUAAAUUUAAGGACUUUGUAGUGGGUUUGUCCACACUGCUGCGAGGAACACUGAGAGAAAAGCUGGAGUGGACGUUCCACCUCUAUGACAUCAACAGAGACGGCUACAUAAACAGAGAGGAAAUGACUGAGAUUGUGAGGGCCAUUUAUGACAUGAUGGGAAAAUACACCUACCCUGCACUAAAGGGAGACAUCCCCAAGCAGCAUGUGGAUGCCUUUUUCCAGAAAAUGGAUAAAAACAAAGAUGGAGUGGUGACUUUGGAGGAGUUUGUUAUUGCCUGUCAGGAGGAUGAGACCAUGAUGAGAUCCAUGCAGCUGUUUGAAAACGUGAUGUAGGCCAGAAGAAGAUGGUGAAGAUAAAGACAGAGAAAAUGAGAGGGCUUGGUGUGUGAGCGUGUGUGAGCAUGUGCGCAUGUGUGUGUGUGUGCCUGUGUGUGUGUGUGUGCCUGUGUGUGUGUGUGUGGCUGUGUGUGUGUGUGCCUGUGCGUGUGAAUGCAAAUGUGCAGCACGUCCAGAUUUCCUCCUCCUCGUCUCCUGCUGUGGUCUGGAUUUAAACCCUUCAUGACUUGAAUGAAGGGACUGAACUAGAUUGCUUUUAGCCUUCCUGUGGAGUUUUUCCACACCAAAGUGAAUGAUGUGACAGACUUUUUCUGUCCUGUCCUGAAGAUUUAAAAAUUAAAACACUCCUACUGUACAUUACCAGGCUGCUCCCACCAACCAGCGAAGAGCUAAUAGUUCAACCAGCGAAACGUUAUUUUUCUUUCACCAAACGAUGCUCCUUUUUGCCUAAAUUAAACUGCAUGCUUUUGCAAGAGAUUUUUGAUUUUUCUCCAAACAUUUUCAAAUUUGUAAUGGGAAUUUGGCCAUAUUUAUGUUUCGCAUCUGGUGUUUGACGAUUAUGGCAUAUUUCAAAUGUCAUGCGUUGCUUUUACUGUUGCAGUGACCUCUGUUCCCUGACUGUCGCUUGCCUGCUGAGUCUGUCUGAAGCUUAUUGUCAAGAGUCUGUGUCGAGCUUACAAGGUCAAACAGUUUAGAAAAAGUACAUUUCAUGGUCUUAAUAUGGUUUGUGAGCGAGUGUGUGAAUGUGUGUGUGCGGGCGUGCGUGUGUGUGUGUGUGUGCGCGCGUGUGUUAACAUGUCUUUUUGGUUUCUCUGUCUUUGUUGGAGCUCAUGUUUUAGUGAAAUUUAAAGAAGAAAUCAAAUCUUUCUUUUAUAGUUUCACUUGCUGCUUUGCUUCUUGUGUUCAAAAUAAUGUGUUGUCAACAAUGUAAAGAAAGAAAAGAGGUAAUGUGAAAAAAUGUGCAUAAAGUCUAGAUUUUAUGAUGAAGUGCCCGGAAAAUGAAGAUGUGGAAAAGGCUUGUGAUCAACAAACAAAUAUCUUUUCUGCAUAGUGAUCAAGUUGUAGCUGGCAACAGUGGUGGUAUUAUAUUAUAUUUGUAUGGUACAACCUUAUUAAUCCCUGUUUUCUUGGUAUGUACAGGUAUAGUACUAAAACAGUAAGAUGGUUGUUGUUAAAGCCAUUCUAAUAAAAUCUUGAUAUUGGAACAUGUCAGAUAAUCUUGCAGGGUACUACUGCUGUGUUUCAGCUUUAGAAUGGGAAUUUCUGAUGACACAGAGGACAGCUCCAUCUGUAUUGGUGAACAUUUGGCACUGCCUCCGCCAUCCAAUCCACAUCUGUGAUGUCACACUGACGUGCAGAUACAGACAGAACAGGGUGACUCAGGCGGUUGCCUGCAGCUGGUUCUUUAUGAGUCACGGUGUGUUUGGAAGCACCACCAUAAUAGAAAACUCACUAAGAUGUAGUAGUUUAAGCACUAAAAUAUUCAGCACGGUUUCCUUUUGCUGUCAGUGGAGCAGCUUUUGGCUGUAAAGUAAGUCAGUGUGACAUCACGGCCUCUGGUCUUGUAUUGUAACAGAGCUGUUCAAUCUCACAAGCAGAAAGUUUAUUUGAAGCCAUACGAAUAAAAUUUACUUUACCAUUUACUGAA